Messenger RNA from Tetrahymena thermophila SB210, 2556 nucleotides. RefSeq names its product NMDA receptor-regulated protein. The transcript has 13 exons. Gene Ontology annotation, molecular function: protein-N-terminal amino-acid acetyltransferase activity; protein binding. Gene Ontology annotation, biological process: N-terminal peptidyl-methionine acetylation. Lineage: Eukaryota; Ciliophora; Oligohymenophorea; Hymenostomatida; Tetrahymenidae. The record is from RefSeq and is a predicted model, not a curated record. Gene Ontology annotation, cellular component: cytoplasm.
AUGUUAAAAGGUGCAAUUGAUUCACUCGAUAGUAAAUAAGCAGCUCUUUUCAAAAACUUAGUUAAAUUCUAUGAAACUAAGUAGUACAAAAAAGGUCUUAAGUAAGCUGACAAGCUAUUAGAAUAAAAGCCUAACCAUGCAGAAUCCAUGGCUAUGAAGGCUAUAUUCCUCUAUUUCACUGGAUAAAAGAGUGAAGGAUUGGAUCUAUCAAAGAAGGCUUUGAUGAAAAAUUUAAAAAGUGACAUAGCUUGGCAUAUUCACGGCAUUAUUAAUAGAACAAACAGAAAUUAUUAGGAAGCCAUCAACUGUUACAAGAAAGCUCUUGAUAUUUCUCCAGACAAUGUGCAAAUUUUAAGAGAUUUAGCUUUACUUUAAGUUCAAAUUCGUGAUGUAGAAGGACUUUGUGAUACUCGUAAAAAGCUCCUCUUAAACAAGGAAUCUUUGAUUAUUAAUUGGGUUGCAUACGCUUUUUCUCUUCACUUGAAAGGUUCAAUUGAAGAAUGUUUAAAAGUUAUAGAUUCUAUCAUCAACAUCACUAAAAAUAAUCCUCUCAAGGGUAUUGAAAAAACAGAAUUUUGCUUAUAUCACGCUUAAGUUUAUGCUGAUGGAGGCAACUAUGAAAUGUAAUUAAAGAUACUAGAAUAAAACGAAGAAGGUAUUUUAGAUAAGGUUGCACUCAACGAAUAAAGAAUUAAGGCUUACUUAAAAUUGAAUAAAUAGGACUAAGCAAUUUAAUGCAUUGAAAAACUCAUUGAGAUCAAUCCUUAAAAUAGAAACUACUUCAAUCUCCUUAAGUAAGCUAGAGGAUUGCCUGAAAUUCCUGCUAAUGAAGAAGAGAGACUUAAAAUUGUCAGCUUCUUUGAAGAAAUAGGCGCUAAAUACAAUAGCAACAUUAUUUCAUAUAUGGCUUUAGAUUUCUCAAAAGGCCAAGAUUUUGAAAAUAAACUUAUUAAGUAUAUUACUCCCUAUUUCCGCAAGGGUAUUCCCUCUCUUUUCUCUGAAUUGAAACACCUUUACUAAGAUAAUGAAAAGGUUUAAAUCAUUGAAAAAGUUCUUCUCAACAAUUUAGCUUCUUUACAAAAAGAAUCAAAAUUCCCUAACUCUGAUGCUAUUGAAAGCCCUUGUUGCCUUUUAUGGAAUUACAUGCUCUUAGCUUAACACUUUGACCGUGUUAACUAAUUAACUAAAGCUCUUGAGUACGUAAACCUUGCAAUCAAUCAUACACCCACAUUGAUUGAACUCUAUUUAGUUAAAGCUAAAAUCUACAAGCACUAAUUCAAUCACAAGGUAGCAUUUGAGAAUGCUGAUAAGGCAAGAACUAUGGAUUUAGCUGAUAGAUAUUUGAAUAACAAAGCAAUCAAGUAUGCUUUAAGAUGUGGAUUUUUUGAUUAGGCUAACGACUUGCUCAGAUUAUUCCUUAAAGACCCUUCUGAAGGUAAUCCCUUCGAGUUAUAAACCUUAUGGUAUGAAAUUGCUUAAGGUGAAACCCUUCUUAAAAAGGGUGAAUAUGCUAGAGCUUUGAGAAUGUUUAAGUUCGUCCAAAAGGCUUUUAUUGAUAUUUAUGAGGAUUAAUUCGAUUUCCACACUUAUUGUAUUCGUAAAUAUAAUUUAAACACAUAUACCAAUCUUCUUAACUAUGAGAAUGGUGUUUACAACUAGAAGCCUUUCAUUUAUGGAAGUACUUUGUUAGUCCAAUCCUUGAUGGAAUACAUCACUGUCAGACUCGUAGAAAUUAAAAAGAAAGAGGAAGAAGAACUUAGAAUUAAAAAUAUGACAUAAAUGGAAAAGAAGAAGUGGAAAAAGUAAUAGGAAAUUGAAGCUGAAAAAGCUGCUAAAGAUCCUAAUGUUGAAUUUAGAAAAAAGCAUGACUUAGAUGGAGAAGAAUUCAGAAAUUCUCAACCUUUAGUCGAAGCCAAUCAUGUUGCAAAGCAAUUAAUCCACACUAAAGUUUCAAAUCCUCAAUUAAAAUUCAAGAGUUCUUAUGUCUUAGUUGAUUUCUAUAUUGAAACAAACAGACCUCUUCUUUUAAUUAAGGCUUUGAACAAGGUUAUUUCUUCUAAUCACUGUGCUAAUGGAAUCCAUUUAGCUAAAUUGAAGGCAGCUAUUUACUUGGAAAAAUUCUUAAAGGGUGAUAAAUUGAAUGAACACGUCAAGAAGUAUAGCGAAGAAGCUUUACACAAUAUUUUAAAUGGCAAAACAAUUGAACAAUUUAACACUGAAUAUAUUAGUAAAAAUACUAGCUCUAAUGGUUGCUACAAAAAUGCUCUUCAUGCUUUAAAGUGUGAUAUCGUUUUAGGAAAGGCUAAUAAAGAAUAACUUUUGAAGUUCCAUGAAGAUUUACUCAUGAAUAGAAAUGACUUAACACUUUAAUAAGCAACCUAAUUAUUUGAUGAAUUUAUCAAGCUUAACGAUUUCAAUUACAAGAACGAAGUUUCUGAAAAAUUAUAGAAGUAGUUCCCUGAAAGUGAAUACUACUUUGGAAAGUAUAGAUUUGAUGAAAAGACUCAUCUUGAAUUAGCUCAACAAUAAUAACAAUAAGAUUCAAACAAAAAGUGA